AUGGGAACUACGCCAAAGGACCUGGUCCAUCAUAAGAUCAACGAACAGAUCCAAACACUACUACGAUCCACAGAAAUCACUCUUAAAUCGGGGAUGCCAGAAAGGGAACAAGCACUAUUAUGCGAUCCUAGUCUCUCCAAGGUUAGGGAUUUGCUCGCAGACUUUGAGCUUGUCCCCAAACAACUCGAUCCAUUCCUACUGCAACACGUUGAUCUACUCAGCAGAAUAUUCUUGAAAGUGGUGCCGGGCUCGUCAUUGGCAACUCGAUGUUCCAUGUGCUUCUACCAGCUCUGUAUUAUCAGGAAUUACAAGCAUGUCGUGAACUUUUUAUCUGAUGAUAUAUCGCUUGGUAUCCCACUCGUCAAAAGAAUCCAGGAUUCGAGAAUUGGGGAGCACGAAACAUACUUUCUUUUGCUAUGGUUCUCUUCUCUAGUCAUGGUACCUUUGCCCUUGGAAGGCAUUAUGAGUGGACUUCAGAAGUUGUUGCUUGAGGUUGCAAUGAAGAACUUAACGAAAUAUGGAAGUGCUAGCAUGACCCAGAAGAUAAGUGCUGUGUUGCUCUCGAGACUUCUAUUGCGAUCAGACUGCAGUGAAAUGCUUAUCUCUUUCAUAACCUCUUGCUGUGAUUGGUGGCAUGAUCGGAAUUAUAUUGAGAAGCUAGGUCAUCUUAUGGCAAUCAAAUUGAUACUAAAGCAAUCUUCAAACCCGACUGUUGCAAACUACACCCUGGAAAUCUACAACAAAAUUAUUCUAACGGACUUGCUGCUGAUAAAAUACCAAAAGAAAAGCCUGAUACCCAACACAAACACCUUGUACAUAAUGGGCAUCUUAUCUCGAUUAUCACGAUUCUAUCUCCAACAGGCCGACUAUUCAAGUGUAUCUGCCAUUGUCAACAACUAUAUUAAUGACAUUCUACACCCCAUGUCUGGCAGACUUGACAUCUCACUACGAGAAUCUAUGGCGAAGUGUCUCAGCAAAAUCGUUUCCUUCUUGCAAUUCAAGGCUGUCAACUACGCAGAACAACUCACUUGGUACAUAACAAAGCAGCUUCGCAUACCAGAGUUGGAAAGUCAGACUACCACGUACAAUGCAUACCUUACGAUCAACUCUUCCAACUUGUCAGUGGCCAAGUUCCACACUGCACUACUCUUCUACGGAUUCCUUGGCCUUGAUAGAGCCAUCCCCGUUAAUCUAGUGCCAGCACUUCUAUCCGUGGCCCACAGGACGCUCUUCAUAUCCCCGACUCAAUUCUCAAUCAUACAAAACUCCCAAAUCAGAGAUGCAUCGUGCUUUUGUCUAUGGGCGCUUUUUCGCUCGCUUUCUCAGGAUGACUUCCGAGAGCUCAUGUCAAAUACAACUAUGAUCCAUGACAUUUGGGCUGAUAUUCUCAGAGUGCUUAUGUGUGAUGAAGACCCGUUAAUUAGGCGUUGCGCUGUGCCAGUUCUUCAAGAGUUUAUUGGUCGCUUUGGUCCCUUAUUGGCACAAUGUACGAAGGGUAACGAUUCUCGUCGUUUGGUAGAACAGACUGCUUCACUUGUUGAUACAGAGAGGGCUUUGAGUGGGAGUGAAUUUGUUAACCAUGGUUAUCCUGCUCUGCUUUUACUACCGACAAUCACAGAUGUGCUUACUUCUUCCAAUGUCCGCUUUGCAUAUUAUAAUCGCUGCUCCCAACUUCUUUUGGAACUUUUGAGUGCUAGAAGUACUCUCGAUGUUGCCUUUGAAACAUCUAUAACAGAUGUUGAUUAUCAGGGAGCACUUCUUGAAUCUUUUGAAUCUGGAAAUGCUCUCUCACUUCUACCUCUAGGUGGACUUUUGAGAUGCAAUUGGGGAGUUGAUAAGAUCCGGCUUCGUGUUCAGCCUGCUUUGGACCUGGUGUUACUGCAUCACGCUGAGUUUGCUAAUAAGUUAAGCUACUUCUACUGGUACAGCUCAUGCAUUACUAGCCAAAACGAUUAUUGUGACGCAGAGAGUUCAUUUUGGGCGUUAUAUCUUCCUGUGAUAGCCAACGAGACGGCUGCGAAAAGUGAAUUCAAGGAUGUGAUUAUCACAAGUAUGGAGGCUACUAAACUUCUACAAGCGCCCACUGAAAUCAUUGAAGACAUUUGCAAAAGGUUGAAGUUUGGAAACCUUCAAAUUGCUAGUAUGCUUCCUUGGUCUGCUUUCAAUGUAGCUCAAAAAGAGCACAUCCUUCAGAUGAUAUCCGACAAGAACGUUGAUGCAGAGACAAGAGCUGCUUUGAUUGAUAACUGCAGUGAAUUUACUCGCAACAGCAGCUUUAAACUCCCCUGGCUUAUGUUAUUAGACGACUACACACUUACGAACAAGGGUGAUGUUGGUCUGAAGGUCAGAUUAGCAUGUCUCAAAUACCAAAUAGAGAAAGUUGGGUUCGAGGUUGAGGACAUUGGUUACAGAACAAAGCUCGCUCGUCUCGCAGCAGAGUCAAUGGAUAAUGUGCGUAUACUGGCGUAUGCCCUUCUAAAUGGUGAAGAUAUUCUGACCUUGAGAAGUAUCACCUACGAUGAAUACUUCGGCAAGCUAUUUAACGCUUACAUUCACUCUGUUGCUGGUCUUAAAGUUUCCAAAGCGCUAGUGAACCUGGCAUUCAGGCAAUUCCUCGUGUGGUUUGAUAGAGUUCUGAGCCCGACGAAGGAGGAGGCUCUAACAAUUUUACUUCGCCAGCUCAAGCUUCCCAAGCCAUUUCCGCAAUUGGAUCAUCGACAUCAAAAAACGCUUCUAGCCACGCUCAACUUGUUUGUCAAGCUUUUUGAGGCAGCUGUCGAGUUACCACAAUUCAAUCACAGUGCUCUCUUUGUGAGGACAUAUAAUCUCCAACUUAAUGCUCCUGCAACGAGAUCAGCCUUGGCUCUACAAAUAUUCCACCAUUUGAGUGUCAUAUCGUCAGAAGUAACGCAGAAGGCACGCCAAAGAGUGUGCCAGUUAUAUUUUCACGCUUCAAACCCACAGAUCCGUCGCUUGGCAGGAGACAGCUUAUUUGAAAUAAUCAACGACUUGGCUCCCUCAAAAUUGAGCCUUCUCGAGUACACUGAUGGAUAUUACAAACCUACGCAAACCAAUUGCAAGAUAUUAGAGAGCCAGCUCUCGUGUAUUUAA
Molecule: messenger RNA, 3111 nt
Organism: Candidozyma duobushaemuli
Lineage: Eukaryota; Fungi; Ascomycota; Pichiomycetes; Serinales; Metschnikowiaceae
Exons: 2
Coding region: 1-3111 (1036 amino acids)
Biological process (GO): post-chaperonin tubulin folding pathway; tubulin complex assembly; microtubule cytoskeleton organization
Molecular function (GO): beta-tubulin binding; GTPase activator activity
Source: RefSeq, a predicted model, not a curated record